CCCGUCCCCGCUCGGGUGCUCUGGCGCUGGGGACGCGGGCCCGGUGGGCGCGGGGACACGGGGGCUGAGGGCACAGGCUCGGUGACACAGCUCGGGCUGCGGGGACGCAGCGUUGAAGAUGCGGAGCAGGCGGCUCGGGGACACGGUGUAAUGCGGAGUGCACUGAGCAACUCGGGGCUCGGCUCUUGGGGACCCGCAGGGCCCUACAGCCAGCCCGGCCCCCCUGAGCACCCGCCAGCGGCAGGGGAUCCCUGGGGUUCCAUGGUGGGCUGUGCCCCUCCUGCCCCACCGCAGCCCCUUGCCGGGGCAGGGGCAGGCGCUGGCCGAGCAGCUGCUCCAUGGCGAGGGCACCUGCCCCUCCUGGGGACCCUGCUGUCCUUGUUUUGGGGUGUCCCACUAGAGGGGCUGCCCAGCUCCAGGGCGUGCUGCGGCCCCUCAGCUCUGGACCGUUCGGGAUGGUUUUGCUGAUGUGUCACAUUUUCUGCAUUUCUUUCCUCAUUCCUCCCUCUCUGGAGCCGUUUCUGGGAAUGAGCUCGUCCUCUGCCAGGGCCAAAUUUUCUCCCGCCCUGCCCUGCCCGGUGUCCUGCCUCCCAUCCUUCCCACUGCCCUGCUGCCCAUCCUUCCCGCUGUUCUGCCUCUCAUCCUGACCGCUGGCCUGUCCUGGUGGCCUUUGCACUGUGCCUGGCCUUGUCCCUGCACUGCAGGGUCCCACGGCAAAGGGCCAAGGUUGGAACUGGGCCAGACCAGUGUGGGGGACAGGGACAGGGACAGGGACGCUGCCCCAGGAGUGUGUGGAGCACACGUGUGUGCCCAUGAGCACCGGCAGCCUGGUGCUGGGACUCUGCUCUGCCCCAUGACCCAUCCCAUGGCCGGGCAUGGGACACAAACCCUGGCCCGGUGCCACAGAUCCGCCUGAUGCCGUGGCCAGGAGGAGCCGUAUCCGUCCCGGUCCCUCAGGAAAGACGGAGGGCGGCGGGAGUGGGACAGCUCCAGCUCUGCAUCCGUGGGGUUCCAGCCCUGGAUGGAGCAGCCCAGCCCAGGCACGAACCCCUGCUCAGCUGGAGCUCAUCAAGGAGCCCCCGGGCACACCCGGGCACGGCCUUGAGAGGGACAGGGCGCUAGGGGGGGAUCCCAGCUCCUGCAGAGCGUUGCUCAGCCCGUGUCCCGCAGAUGCCCAGCAUGUGCCAUCCCUGGAGCCACUGAGAACUGCCAGGCACAAGGAUGGAGAGUCGCCGGAGGGACAUGGAGCUGCUCAGCAACAGCAUGGCCGCGUACGCCCACAUCCGAGCCAACCCCGAGAGCUUCGGGCUCUACUUCGUGCUGGGCGUCUGCUUCGGGCUGGUGCUCACGCUGUGCCUGCUGGUGCUGCGCUUGUCCUGCCGGCCCUCCCCGCGGCCCCCGGCGCGCCCCGGCGACCUCAGCGAGGACGACGACGACGAGGACGAAGAGGACACCGUGGACCGCGCAGCCUCUGAGUCGCUGCUGCCGGUGACCGAGAUCCCGCUGGAGAGCCACGGCCCCGGGGACGGGGCGCUGGCCGUGAACGUGUUCGCGUCGGCCGAGGAGCUGGAGCGGGCGCAGCGGCUGGAGGAGCGGGAGCGCAUCAUCCGCGAGAUCUGGCGCAACGGGCAGCCCGACAUCCUGGGAUCCGGCACCAUCGGCACCCUGGGCCGCGUCCACUACUACUGAGCCCGGCAGCUGCCCUGGCACGGUGUCUGCUCCCCCCACGGCUGAUCCCACACCGUGCCAGGAGGGACCGGGGGACAGGGGGUCUGCCCCUGAGCUGGCGGAGCUGCCUUGGACUGUCUCUGCAGCACGGAGAGCCAGACCCCGGUGUCACGGCUGGACUCGCCCCCGCCGCUGUGGGACACGAUGCACUUUGAGCCAUUGGUACGACGGCUGGCACCAGCCGAGCAGCCCCGGGACACGCGGGGACAGGGACAAGGACAGGGCAGCCCUCGCUGCGCCGGGGUUUCACCCGUGGGGCAGGGCCGGGCUGUACGUCCGUGUGAGCCGUGGGCUCCCGCCCCACAAACAUGGUGCUGUUGUACACGAACUAGA
Molecule: messenger RNA, 2061 nt
Organism: Pyrgilauda ruficollis (rufous-necked snowfinch)
Lineage: Eukaryota; Metazoa; Chordata; Aves; Passeriformes; Passeridae
Gene: EVA1B
Product: eva-1 homolog B
Exons: 2
Coding region: 1222-1689 (155 amino acids)
Source: RefSeq, a predicted model, not a curated record